UGUUUAUUUACUCUAUUAGUGAACGUUUGUGUUUUGUUUAGCAUUUUGACAGCUCACCUUCGAUUGUUUUGCUUUUGUUUUUGUGCUUUAAGUGACUAUGAUCGAAAUUUACGGAGAUAUCAGUUGAUUUUAAGUAUCUUAUGUUGGUGGCAAUGGCAACUGUAACCACUGGGAUACUCUCACCAAACUCUUAUGGGCUUAACUCUGACUCGGUCACCCUGAAAAUGUCGCCGGAAAACGUGGAAACCUACCACCGCUACGAGAGCACGGAAAACUACGCUCAGGAAAACUCAAGCGACUCGGAUCAGGACGGCUACGGGGCCGCUGCGAAAAGCGAAACUCCCAAGAGAAACAAGCGCAAAAAUUUCAAACCGAGGUGCUCGAACACUGGCUACUCUGAGAAUGAAGGUGCAUUAAGCAUGAACGAAAAUAACAACGUCAAUAAUAACGUUGGUAGAAGGAAAACUCAACCGACUAGAUUGGUGGUGGAUACGAGGUUUUCUCCUAUGGAUUUGAGCAAAAAUAACGAUUCGAACGAAUCUAACUCUGAUUCAGAAGAAAACUUCCCCUUUCAAAAUUCAGAUAACGAUAAUGAGAACGACAAUUCAAGCGAAAAUGACACCAAAAUACCGUCGAGUUUCUCCAUACAUAACCUAUCGAAACCACACGUCUCAGACUUCCAAAACCCUCAAUUUUCUCAAGGUCAAGUCUCGGAAAUGCAAGAAUACGCCAUGAACACCAUGAGGGAACUUUUGGGAAUCUAUGGUCUAACUUCGGAAGUUGCUGAAAGCAUCUCCAGGCAACUUCCGUUCGCAGCUUUCAAUUCCGGUAAAAUGUUGGAAAAUUUGACUCUCAACGCGCAGGGACAGGCGAAAAAUUCGUCCCCACUCUCUCAGCCCCCCACCCCACCUUCGACGCCUCUGAGUCCUAAAAUAGGGGAUUUGAGUAAAAAUCAACAAGUCGCCUUUUUACGGGCGACGAUGCAACAUCAGAACCUGCUGAGCCAGCAGCACAUACAGAGCCAACAGAAUUUGCACCACCAGCAGCAGCAACAGCAACAGAAAAGUUUGAAUUUGUCGAAAAAAGCAACAACAAACACGAAUAAUUUGAAUCUUAGCUCGGAUUUUCCCUACUCCUCCUUGGAACUGGAAGCCAUCAGGAACAAAGUGUGCGAAGACAGGUUGGCAGAAAAAAAUACUAGGGGAAUUUUUCCAAACAUGCCUCCCUUCUCCCAAAUUACAAAGACUGAAUCCAACAGCCCCCCUCCCAUGGAGAAUCACCCCCUAAGUGCAAUGAUGGCCCAAUCGAUGGGACAGUCGAUUCAACGUGAAGCCAUGUCGAGCAACAUGUUAAUACAAAAAUCCACAACGCAGCUCGAUUACUCGAAGUACGUGAAAAAGUUCAGUUCGUCUUUGGAGUGCGGUAGCUCUUACUGUAAGGAUUUGAACUACCGGGAACAUUUCCACUGCCUUGACUGCAACUCAAGAGUUUUCAUCAAGAAGGAGGAAAUGAUCAGGCAUUUCAAGUGGCAUAAGAAGAGAGACGAAAGUUUGCAGCACGGUUUUAUGAGGUACAGUCCCCUGGACGACUGUUCGGACAGGUUUCACAACUGUACCCAUAACAAAAAACAAACCCAUUACCAUUGUAUCAAGGAGGGGUGCGAUAAGGUGUACAUUUCGACGUCUGACGUGCAAAUGCACGCCAACUACCACAGAAAAGAUUCCGCCAUCAUCCAAGAAGGCUUCCAGCGAUUCAGGGCUACAGAAGAGUGCGGAGCGAGUUACUGCGCCUUCUUCGGGCAACGUACCACGCACUUCCACUGCAGAAGGCAAGGGUGCAGGUUCACGUUCAAAAAUAAAAGCGACAUGGAGAAGCACAAGUCGUACCACAUCAAGGACGAGCAACUGUCGAGAGACGGCUUCAAGAAGUUCAUGAAGAACGAAGUGUGCCCCUUCGAAAACUGCCGGUUCUCGAAAGUCUGCAACCACAUCCACUGCAUUAGACCGCAGUGCAACUACGUCUUGCACAGCUCGGGCCAACUAUUCUCGCACAAGAGAAAACACGAACGCAAAGAUUCCGAGUUGGCUUACAGAAAGUACAAGCUAGCUCAAUCCAUGAUGAAAACCUUAUCGGACGGCUCAGUACCUAUGCCUCCGUUCAUACGCGACUUCGAAAACCCACCGGAAGGUUUGAACCUAUCCAUGUUCAACCAAUCGAUGAUGUCCAACGUCUCCAACACGGAAAGUAACUCGGAAAGAAACUCCCCAGUCAGUUUCGAAGAGUCAGAUACGGCCAUCGAUUUAAGCGCCAACGAAAGCAACUCCUACGCCCCGGACGAGAUGAACUGGAACAACGAAGAUUUUUGGAAGAAGUACUGUCAGUUCGUACCGCAACAAGAGCAGUGCAUGGACAAAUGUGAAUACCAGAAUCAAGACCACUACCACUGUUUUGUAGAAAACUGCGAGAUGGCCUUCAGCUCAAAGGACGGCGUAAGAGAGCAUGCCCGCAAUCACGAGCAACAAGAACAAGUAACAGACACCUACUUUACCACGGUGACCGUGCAAAAUGGCGGAUGCGACGAGUCAUGCAUCUAUCAGGACAAAGAGAAACACUAUCACUGCAACUGGGAAAACUGCAGGGAAGUGAUACUACCUUCGGACAAGCCUUUCAGGCGUCUAGAACACUACAAAAUGCACGAGUACUCGAGGAAAUUGAGUUUGACCAAGGAUCCCUUGACUAUGACGCACCUAGCGACAUCUAUCGACGGUAUGUUCUGCAGAAAACGCGGCAGACCACCGAAAAACCGCGUCAUCGAAGUUUGGAACGAUUAUUCCCCAGUUGGUAACCAAGGCCUCAUGGAUUCCCCGCAAGCGAUUUUCACCAGUUUUAAACUACCCAAACCGUCGGCGACGCCAUCUAGCAGCCGGGAGUUGGAACUAAACGACUCUAACGACGAUAGGAGUAGCACUCACAGCCCUAACAUGCAAGACUAUAGCUUGCAAGGUUUUGAUGUUUUUGUAGAAAAUACAAAGUGUCCCGAUAAUUUGUGUCCGUAUUUGGGUUCAGUGCAUUUUCAUUGCAAUCAAAAUAGAUGCCUCUAUGUAACGGACCAGGAAGAUGUCCUGAUAAUGCACUCCAAAGACUUUCACGAUAACAUUGAAAUUUUGGACGGGUUUGAGUUCUAUGACAGAGACGUUGACUGCAGGUUGCUAAAUUGUCCAAGCAAUAAAACAAACAGGCAUUUUCACUGCACUAAACCCAACUGCAGAUACUCCUUUGUGCAGUAUAGUACAAUGGCUAUCCACCAACAGAAGCAUGCUGAAGAAAUGCCACAACAAACUAUGGGUGAAAUCAGGGUUAAAACUGAAACCCAACUAAACGAAGAAAAAGUUGAGGAGCCUCAAUUUAAAGCUAUAAAUUUGAGCCAAAAUGACAACAAAAUAUCCGAACCCAGCGCUUUAGUGUCCACGGAAAUGAGCACAAAUUCGUCUAGCACUUUAUACGGGCCCGAACUGAGCUGUUCGAGACCUUUCUGCAAACUUAAGAGGAAGUAUCACUACCAUUGCAAUCUAUGCAAUCAGGCGUUCUCGGAGAUAGAUAGACUUGUGGUGCAUGUAGCCAAACAUAGCACUGGAUCUCUAAGUGCUCAGGUUCAAGAAGAUAACAAUAAUGAUAACAAUAAGGUUGGGGUGAAAAAUGAAGGCAAAAUACAGGUGGCACCACUGCAGAGUUUGCAGAACCCACCCACAACCAUCCAAGCCCCAAAAGAGGAAACCUACGUUACCCCGACAUUUGACGCGUAUAGUCACUUUAGUAACUUUCCGACGAACUUGCAAUUCGCGUUGAUGUCCCAGCAAAAUAUGCAGAACAUGCAGUACGGGUUGUACAACAACGCGGCGUUGCCGAGUCAGCUGAUGUUUCAACACCAACUGCUGCAGAGCCCGUUGAUGCCGCAGGGGAAUUACCCGGGGGAGAACCUCACCAACCCGUUGGCGCAAAUGGCGGCCAACCUCAACAAACGCAGCAUGUCGCCGCACGAGAUGACGCCCGAGGCAAAAAAGGCGCGCAUACAGAACUCCAUGCGGAUCUUGAAGGACGAACCCGUGCCUGAGGGGUACCUCAGGUUCAGGUUCAACGAGGACUGUCACUACCAGCACUGCGGGUACAGGGAGCACCAAACUCACUUCCACUGUCAAAGGCAAGACUGCGGGUACAGUUUUUGCGACAAGACGCGCUUCGUGCAGCACACUGCGAGGCACGAACGUUUGGACACCCUGAUGGGCGGGGAUUUUCAACAGUACCGCGCCAACGUCGCCUGUGGCAGACCUGACUGCGCGUACACCGCCAACUUAGGCAACACUCAGAACAAAGCUUCGCACUUCCACUGCCUGAAGUGCGACUUCGUGUGCACCGACACGAACAAAGUCGUGGCGCAUCGCAGGCAGCACCAAAAGCUGGACUCGAUCCAGGCGGCCGGUUUCGAGAAGUUCACGCCCAGUCAGCAGUGCCGAGUGCAGAACUGCCAGCACAGCGGCAAGCAGACGCACUACCACUGCCUGCAGUGCCAGUACGCGGUGCUGGGACUGGCUCAGAUGAGCGCGCACAAGUAUCGGCACAUGGAGGGCUGAAUUCGAACGAGAAUGUAAAUACAAUGUAAAUAAUACGUGUAAAUCUGUAAAUAAUCGUAAUUUAAGAAGAUAUUACCUCAAAAAUAUCAAAUAUAUCGGAGGAUAAAUAAUUUAUGCGACUGAAACUGAAAGUUGUUGAAUUACAGUUUAGAAGAAAAUUUACGUUUAUGUGAUAGUAAUCGUGUAAAAAAUAAUAAUCAUUGACAUAUUUAGUAUUACUAGGGAACAAAUAUUAGUGAACAAUAAAAGACAUAGAUUUAAAGGCCUUUUUUUAUAGAAUUAGUGCCUUAGAGACAUUAAGUGCCUUUUGGUACACUUUUUACACUAGCAAGUCGAUUUGCACAAAAAAGGAAUAAACCACACGAAAUUACAAAAAAAAAGCCAGGGGAAUUAUUUCCACCAGGGGAAUUACACUCGCCACGGGAAUGAUUUAUAAUUCCCCUGGCGACUUUAAAAAAUGUUUGGGUUGUUUAUUCCCACACGCAGGUUGUUUUGACACGCCCUGUGCAAAUUGACAGUUCUUUUCAUUCCAAAAGUGCCAUAUAAUAUACAGAGUAGUUUUUUGCAGAAAAUAUAUACAUAGCGUAGUUCUAGCGGAAUAGUUUUAGCGUCAUUUUUUCCCCUCUACUUUAUUUAUAUUACUCCUUACGUCAUGCUCAACUGUACUAUUAUUUAUUUGACAUUUUUCAGUGAAUUUAUAUGCCAUAUAAUUUUAUUUUAAAAAACGACAGUCAAAACUGUCUUUUUUCUUUUAUUAUUUAGCUAGUCUUCUCAUCGUACGAAAAAUCGCUUUAUAUCUUUAUUGUUUUUUUUUCCUUUUUUAAAAAUAUAUCGAAAAAAUGUAUACGUUAUUAUCAUCAUAAAAAUGAUUUAAAAAUGUAUUUUUUAGUUUUAGUGUCAUUUUAGUUUAUAGUUUUUUAAAGUAUGUCUGUUUUUGUGAUUGUGAAGAUUUUUUUCUAAGAAAAUAUCAG
Molecule: messenger RNA, 5599 nt
Organism: Brassicogethes aeneus
Lineage: Eukaryota; Metazoa; Arthropoda; Insecta; Coleoptera; Nitidulidae
Source: the annotation of a GenBank genome assembly